Fulvia fulva is the source of this 1449-nucleotide messenger RNA. Its product is annotated as Splicing factor ESS-2. The record is from RefSeq and is a predicted model, not a curated record. The transcript has a single exon. Gene Ontology annotation, cellular component: catalytic step 2 spliceosome. The coding region runs from base 1 to 1449 and encodes 482 amino acids. NCBI's taxonomy places the organism in Eukaryota, Fungi, Ascomycota, Dothideomycetes, Mycosphaerellales, Mycosphaerellaceae.
AUGGCCUCAUCAGAUUCACAGGCGCUGGCGAAGCGCAGUGCAGAAACCGCCUUGAUGCCACCGCCUCCAGCGCCGAAGCGACAGCGACGACCAGCGAAAGUACUAGACGAAGACGUGUAUUCGGACGCCAUAUCGCACAUCAUCGCGCGAGACUUCUUCCCAGGAGUAUUGGAGACUGAAGCACAGCAAGAUUACAUGGACGCGUUGGACAGCAAGCACAAUGACUGGAUUCGUGAAGCAGGCAGGAAGUUGACUCAGGUCAUGACACCCGUGCCAGAAGGGCAGCGUAGAAUGGGCAGAGGCACAGGCUUCACGCCACGGAGAAGUACUGCACUCGGCGACACACCUCGAACAUAUGUCGGCGACACUCCAAGCCGAACACCGAUCGACAACGACCACUUCGCGGAAGAGACAAAGCCAGAAGUGGACGUCAAUAUGUCGCUGGGAGCAUUCCAGGCAAAGUACACUUCGGAAGACAACGAAAGCUUCAACGCUCUACUGGACAAGCAGAACGAGAAACGUGCUGCCAAGUAUGGCUUCUUUCACCAGGGCAAUAAGAUACCUUCUGCCAGGCAGAUAGCAUUUCGUGAGCACCAGCAGAAGCUGUUAGAUGGUGGUACUGGCAGCACAUCUACAGCUGUGAUCACUACAAACGCUGCUGGAGAAGAGAGACGGUCAUUAGCAGCUGCAGGCCCCUCGGAGGACUUGGAUGCACGGCCGGCGUCUGUUGAGAGCUUUCGCAAUCGUCAAGGGCCUCGUAAUCACUUCAUGUUCGGUCCGGACGGUGUCGAGGAUGGGACUAUCACCAGAGCCCAGCAGGCAGAGCUUUUAUCCAAUGCUCCGCCCAAAGCUGUGCAGUAUGCUGCGACACGCUUCCGUGCGGAUGCUCCUAACCCUGAAGACAUCAUCCCUGCGAGUCCGUCAAUGAGUGCGAUUGAUGCUGCGAUAGCAGGUCGUCCGAAAGCAACACAGUCAGAGUCCGGCUACAGUGGAGCAGAGACACCAAGAGUCAACGGCUACGCUUUCGUGGACGCUGAGCCUACGCCAAGUGAGCUCGGUAUACCCGUGUCAGAUGAAGAAGCAGAUGCUGUGGAGCAAGAAGCUGUCAAGCAGCUACUUCCAAAGGCCGACGAAGAUGGACCUAAUCCAUUCAACAUCUCACAGCGCAGCAAACGCGAAGACCUCCACUUGAGAUUGGUCGAGAAGGCGGUUUCCAGCCGAAGAAAAGGUGGCCGCCUUGAUCAGUUACGGGAUCUGGGCAUCACACCUGGAUGUACUCCCACGCCAAAGUUCGCCAGCGGUGCGAACAUCCGCAAAAGUGGUGACAUGACUCCUGCAGCACAGAGACUGGCUCAGAAAAUCGGGACCCCGAGGAGGGAAGGAGGUAUAUUCGGGUCUGGACGUGCUGACAAGGCUAGCUGGACGCCUACACCAAGAGUCAAGCGAUGA